Messenger RNA from Sorghum bicolor (sorghum), 2252 nucleotides. Its product is annotated as heparanase-like protein 1. The coding region runs from base 365 to 1987 and encodes 540 amino acids. Lineage: Eukaryota; Viridiplantae; Streptophyta; Magnoliopsida; Poales; Poaceae. The record is from RefSeq and is a predicted model, not a curated record. The transcript has 10 exons. Gene Ontology annotation, molecular function: beta-glucuronidase activity. Gene Ontology annotation, cellular component: plant-type cell wall; membrane.
GGAGGGAGUAGCUUGGAAGGGAGGGAGUAGAUACAGACUAACAGUACAAAGCGAAGCGGCAACCACCGCCGAGAUUUCCUCAAGAAUCUGCAGCCUCUUCUUCCCCGCACCGCACCCCCACUCUUUAUCCACUAGCGCGAGCUGCGCGCGAUCAUAAAGAGCCACCACCCUCCGCGUCUGAUUCCAGCUGACUGACGGGGGCCUGGGACUGCGGCGAAAGACUCGAGCUUUUCUUGAUUUGCCCAGCCGCCUGCCGCCUGCAUUGGGACGAGAGGAGGUCCUGUUCUUGGACGUUCUGGGGAGCACCUCUGAGCGGCCUCGCGGGCGUUCUUGGACUCGUUGCGGUUGUUCAGGUUCUGGAAGCAUGAGGUUAUGGUCUCUCUUCCUCUUGCCUCUGCUCUGUCUGCCUGCGCGGGUUCGAUCAGAGGAUUACUCGGAUGUAACUGUCAUUGUUCGAGGCUCUGAGACGAUUGCUUCGACCAGUGACGAGUUUGUUUGCGCCACCAUUGAUUGGUGGCCUCCAGAGAAGUGUAACUACGACCAGUGCCCAUGGGGAAGGGCUUCUGUCUUAAAUUUGGACUUGACUAAUCCUUUGUUGGCUAAAGCUAUCCAAGCCUUUAGUCCACUACGAAUCAGAGUUGGAGGCUCCUUACAAGAUCAAGUGUUAUAUGGCACACCAAAUUUAGGAUCGUCAUGUGACCCAUUUACAAAGGUUUCAAGUGGCCUUUUUGGGUUUUCUCAAGGAUGCAUAACCUUGGAAAGAUGGGAUGAUAUUAAUAAUCUGUUCCUGAGUACUGGUGCCGUUGUUACAUUUGGUCUCAAUGCGCUUCAAGGACGACAGCAGACAAGAAAAGGUGUUUGGGGUGGUCCCUGGAAUUCUAGCAAUGCUCGAGAAUUUAUUGAAUACACUGUUUCAAAGAACUAUCCUAUUGAUUCUUGGGAAUUUGGUAAUGAACUGAGUGGAAGUGGAAUAGGUGCGAGUGUGGCAGCUGAACAAUAUGGAAAAGACCUAGUUGAACUUCAAACCAUCAUCAACGAGUUAUACGGAGAUUCCAGCAAACCACUGGUUGUAGCCCCAGGAGGAUUUUAUGACCAAAAAUGGUUUGCUCAGCUUCUCGAUGUCUCCGGGCCAAAUGUUCUCAAUGCAAUGACUCAUCAUAUUUACAAUCUUGGUGCUGGUAAUGAUCCACAAGUUCCAAACAGAAUUUUGAACCCACAGUAUCUGAGCCGGACCUCCGAUACAUUCAGAAGUCUCCAACUCACCAUACAGCGCCAUGGACCGUGGUCUGCUCCAUGGGUUGGUGAAUCCGGUGGUGCAUAUAAUAGUGGCAGCCGACUCGUGUCCAAUACUUUUCUCAAUAGCUUCUGGUAUCUUGAUCAAUUGGGUCAGUCAGCAAAGUAUGACACCAAGGUAUAUUGUAGACAGACGCUGAUUGGUGGCAAUUACGGUCUUCUUGACACCGACACUUUUGUACCAAACCCAGAUUACUACAGUGCCUUGCUGUGGCAUCAGAUCAUGGGGACGCGUGUUCUUUCCAUAGACAUCAGUGGUUCUUCGUACUUGCGUGCCUAUGUGCAUUGCGCAAAGCAAAAGGGUGGUGUUGCUCUUCUCUUGCUGAACCUGCACCGAACCAUGGGCUUCAUGGUUUCAGUCAGGAACGACCUAAAUGUCAAUCUCGCAGAAGGGCGAGGGAUCAGAAGGGACAAUGCCUUUGUCCAUGGCCUGAAAAGAACGGUUUCUUGGGUCGGGAGCAAAGCCUCCGAUGGAUUUUCUAAGAGGGAAGAGUACCAUCUCUCAGCGAAAGAUGGGAACCCUUUUGCCCGGACCAUGCUGCUGAAUGGAGUUCCUCUUGAGCUCACUGAAGAUGGUGACAUCCCUCCAUUGUAUCCAGUGGAAGUUUCAGUUAACUCACCAAUCUAUGUUGCCCCUCUGACCAUUGCGUUUGUCGUCUUCCCUGACUUUGAGGCUGAAGCUUGUGGCCGAUGAUCAACUGUAGUUUUGAGAUAGAAUAUCACGAGGUUUUCUGAUUAUAUAUAAUAGAGAUUUCUGAAGAACAAGGUCACUGUAAAGAUAUGUGUUCGUUUUCUGAUUUGUGCCCCAAUUGGGCCAUCUACAUUUUCCCAACGAAUAUAGUCGCCAGGGUGAUGUCAUACUGAAUUACUGAUGCCAUUGUACUUUGUACAGUUCAUCAACAUCUCAGAAAAGAAAUGUUCAGCAUCAAUGAAAUUCCAGAAGAAACUGUGCCAUCGAA